AUGGAAGAUUUCAAUACAAAGAUCAGGAAAGGGAAUGAAGCUCGUAUGGGAAUAUUUGGUCGUGGGGAAAUAAAUGAGAGAAGUGAUGACCUGGUCAUCUUUGCUAAUGUUCAUAAUUACAAAAUCAUGAACGCCUUUCAAAAAAAAUUCAAAAACCGAUAUGAGAAUCUUAAAACUUUAGAGGACCAGAACAACGAUGAAAUUAACCUCAAUGGCCUGAAAGAUAGUAGUCAAGAAAUACUGGCCGGGCUUUUUAAUGAAUAUCUGAAACAGAGCAAAACGCCUGGGAAAUGGAAUAAAGCCAUACUCCUUUUAUUCUGUAAGAAGGGAGACCUCAGAGACAUGAACAACCAACGACCAAUCAGCCUCUUUAAUGUCGUUUACCAAAUAUUUACUAGAAUAAUUAGCAACAGAAUUGCAAGGCAGCUUGAAAAUCAUCCGGAGGAACAAGCGGGCUUCAAGCAGUCAACCAUACCAUUGAAAAAAGCAAACGACUAUAGAAUUCCACUGGCGGUAGCUCUAGGGGACUAUACAAAAACAUUUGACGGUCGAAUCUGA
Messenger RNA from Penaeus vannamei (Pacific white shrimp), 558 nucleotides. NCBI's taxonomy places the organism in Eukaryota, Metazoa, Arthropoda, Malacostraca, Decapoda, Penaeidae. The record is from RefSeq and is a predicted model, not a curated record.